Messenger RNA from Metschnikowia bicuspidata var. bicuspidata NRRL YB-4993, 1350 nucleotides. RefSeq lists its product as uncharacterized. Lineage: Eukaryota; Fungi; Ascomycota; Pichiomycetes; Serinales; Metschnikowiaceae. Gene Ontology annotation, biological process: DNA-templated DNA replication; regulation of DNA repair. Gene Ontology annotation, molecular function: ATP hydrolysis activity; enzyme activator activity; ATP binding. The annotation marks the transcript as partial. The record is from RefSeq and is a predicted model, not a curated record. The transcript has a single exon. Gene Ontology annotation, cellular component: nucleus.
GCUGCCCUCGCCGCCACUUUCACCAAGCCUCUCACCGAGGUCAUCCGGCCCCAACGCUUCGCCCAGUACAUCGGCCAGGAUCAUCUUCUAAACUCCACAGACGGCGAGAUCUCCAACUUCUUGCGGCUCGGCUACCUCCCGUCCAUGAUUCUCUGCGGGCCGCCCGGGGUGGGCAAGACCAGUCUCGCCAGGCUUCUUGCCGACGAGGCGAACUAUGUAUUUGCCGAGUUUUCGGCCACGCUGUCGACGGUGGCAGACGUCAAGGAGCUCCUGUGUGCCAUCGAGGCCGAGAACCUCAAGAGGCUGCGCCAGCACGUCUCGCGGCUCCGCGUGCUUGUGUUCAUCGACGAGCUCCACCGGUUUUCCACCGUGCAGCAGGACUAUCUUCUACCGUUCAUCGAAAAAGGAACGUUUGUCUUUGUGGGUGCCACGACGACAGACGCCCACAAACGCGUCCGGCGCGCCGUGCUCUCGCGGUGCCACUUGUUCACGCUCGUGGCGCCCGCGGACCGCCACCUCCUGGAGGUGGUCCACCGGGCCAUUCUUUACGAGAACAUCCGGCGCAAGGUGACGCAGAAACUCUGCUUCUUGGCCUACUCCGGCCUGGCCGUGCAGGCCGUGGUCAAGUAUGCCAGUGGCGACAUGAGAAGCGCCGUGAAUCUCAUUGAGAUUCUCAGUGCCCGCCUCAGUUCCGCAGCCUAUAGGACCACCGGGCCUGGUGGCAGUUCGCCCGUGGAUGCCCCGGCAGUGGCCGAGGCCAUCGCCACUCUAAGCAAGGCGCGGCUCGGGCUCCACUCCGAGCACAACCUCCCUCUUCUCUCCCAUCUUUUGCGGUGCUUGAGAUACCCUCAAAGCCACCAUACAGAGGAUAUCCCAGCGGCAGUAGAAGGGGCUGGUGGCGGUCUGCUAGAAACGUGUCCGGGGGCUGGAGAUGCAGAUUCGGAUUUGGAGAGCUGGUUCGAUGAGGCCGACCGGCCUAGGUACGAGGGCGAGGAUCCCAAGACAAAGGCCUGGGCCGACCACACUGUCUUUUCGGAUGACGACGAGGCAGCGCCCGGCCCCGUAUAUUCCGACGACGAGAGGCAUGUGCCCAUCGAAAGCACAGACUUGUCCCGCCACUCGGCGUCCAAAUUCAGAGUCCUCUCGGCAACACACGCGUGCUUGCAAUUGUUCAGACGAGGCGAGGCUCCGCUAAGCAUCCUCAAGUAUCUUCUUUUGUUUACUUGCACACAUGCGUUCCCCAAAAAAAACGAGCUAAUCAAGGUGCUCUCUGUUCUCAAGGCGGUGCAAAAAGCAGGGAAGGGCGCCGAGCAGCUUUUGCUAAACUGCGUAGAAAGACUAGCCGGGACU